AUGGAAGUAACGUUACCAUUGGAGCAUGACUCCUCUGUAACUCCGACGACAUCGGUGACUCCAUCUGAGUUAGCGGAAGAGAACGAAAAGUUGAAGCAAAAAGUCCAGGAGCUGCAACAACAGAUUGAAACUCUGCAACUGCAAUCGAGAUUUGGUGUAGAGCGUCUUGCAGGGUCUGAUGAGGACAUUCGGUUUUACACAAGAUUUGCAUCAUACCAGCACUUCCAGGCCUUUUGGCAACUUGUGGAGUCAGCAGCGAAUACCAAGAUGGUGCGGGUCACCAGUGCCAGUGCAGCCGGUGCAACUCAACACAGAUCAACAAAACUUGCGCCCAUAGACGAGUUACUUCUGUUCCUAAUGCAUCUCUCCGUUGGCCUAUCUCUCCGUGAUCUUGCCAACCGUUUUGGUAUCCACCGCACCACUGUCAGCAGAAUUAUAACGACCUGGACACACUUUCUGUACUACCUUCUUGGUUCCAUCAGGCUGUGGCUACCAAAAGAGGUUGUACAAGCUCACUUACCACCAGAGUUUUCCACAUACGCCGACACACAAGUGGUGCUGGACUGUACAGAAAUAUUUUGUCAAACACCCUCAUCUCUUGUUCUGCAAAGUGAGGUGUUCUCCAAUUACAAGUCACACACCACUUUCAAGGCCAUGAUUGGCAUUGCCCCCCAUGGUCCCAUCACCUUUGUCUCUCCGCUGUAUGCAGGUUCUAUGAGUGAUAGGGAAAUUUUCAGAAUUUCAGGGAUUACAAAAUUACUCACAGCUGACAUGGCAAUUAUGGUAGACAAGGGGUUUCUUGUGGAUGGUCUUGUACCCUGCAAAGUUUACCGGCCUGCUUUUCUGUCAAAGAAAACUCAGAUGAGUAAACAGGAUGUUGAACAAACACAGUCCAUCGCCCGUCUGCGGGUUCACGUUGAAAGGUGUAUCCGGAGAGUUAAAGAGAAUAAACUGUUUGAAAAAGUUAUUCCCUUAUGUGUGUGUGGGAGUAUUGAUCAACUGUUCAGUGUGGCUUGCUUCUUGGUAAACUACCAAAAUGGACCCCUUGUCAAGGCAUGGGCAACUCAGCAGUGA
This is a messenger RNA of Xyrauchen texanus (razorback sucker), 1074 nucleotides long. RefSeq lists its product as uncharacterized. The coding region runs from base 1 to 1074 and encodes 357 amino acids. Lineage: Eukaryota; Metazoa; Chordata; Actinopteri; Cypriniformes; Catostomidae. The transcript has 3 exons. The record is from RefSeq and is a predicted model, not a curated record.